Molecule: messenger RNA, 4005 nt
Organism: Pipistrellus kuhlii (Kuhl's pipistrelle)
Lineage: Eukaryota; Metazoa; Chordata; Mammalia; Chiroptera; Vespertilionidae
Gene: ACTN4
Product: actinin alpha 4
Exons: 22
Coding region: 129-2930 (933 amino acids)
Biological process (GO): muscle cell development; actin cytoskeleton organization
Cellular component (GO): cell projection; Z disc; cell junction
Molecular function (GO): actin filament binding; calcium ion binding
Source: RefSeq, a predicted model, not a curated record
GCGGGCUGAAGCAGCUGAAGCGGCGGCGGCGGUAGCGGCAGCGGCAGCGGCAGCGGCAGCAGCUCGGGCAGAGGGGCGGGAGCUGAGGCGGGAGCGGACCGGCUGGUGGGCGAGCGAGAGGCGGCGGAAUGGUGGACUACCACGCGGCGAACCAGUCGUACCAGUACGGCCCCAGCAGCGGGAGCAACGGCGCCGGCGGCGGGGGUAGCAUGGGCGACUACAUGGCCCAGGAAGACGACUGGGACCGGGACCUGCUGUUGGACCCGGCCUGGGAGAAGCAGCAGCGCAAGACCUUCACAGCCUGGUGCAAUUCCCACCUGCGGAAAGCCGGCACGCAGAUCGAGAACAUCGAUGAGGACUUUCGAGAUGGGCUCAAACUCAUGCUCCUCCUGGAGGUCAUCUCAGGGGAGCGGUUACCUAAGCCAGAGCGGGGCAAGAUGAGAGUGCACAAAAUCAACAAUGUGAACAAAGCAUUGGACUUCAUUGCUAGCAAAGGAGUCAAGCUGGUCUCCAUCGGGGCAGAAGAGAUUGUAGAUGGCAACGCAAAGAUGACGCUGGGGAUGAUUUGGACCAUCAUCCUCAGGUUCGCCAUCCAGGACAUCUCGGUGGAAGAGACCUCUGCCAAGGAAGGGCUCCUUCUCUGGUGCCAGAGAAAGACAGCUCCAUACAAGAAUGUCAAUGUGCAGAACUUCCACAUCAGCUGGAAGGACGGUCUUGCCUUUAAUGCCCUGAUCCACCGGCACAGGCCUGAGCUCAUCGAGUAUGACAAGCUGAGAAAGGACGACCCAGUCACCAACCUGAACAAUGCCUUUGAAGUGGCAGAGAAAUACCUAGACAUCCCCAAAAUGUUGGAUGCAGAGGAUAUUGUAGGCACUCUGAGGCCAGAUGAGAAAGCCAUCAUGACUUACGUGUCCUGCUUCUACCACGCUUUCUCGGGGGCUCAAAAGGCUGAGACAGCCGCCAACAGGAUCUGCAAGGUGCUGGCUGUCAAUCAGGAAAAUGAACACCUGAUGGAAGAUUACGAGAGGCUGGCCAGCGAUCUUCUGGAGUGGAUCCGGCGCACCAUCCCCUGGCUGGAGGACCGCGUGCCUCAAAAGACCAUCCAAGAGAUGCAGCAGAAGCUGGAGGACUUCCGAGACUACCGACGAGUCCACAAGCCACCCAAGGUGCAAGAGAAGUGCCAGCUGGAGAUCAACUUCAACACUCUGCAGACCAAGCUGCGCCUCAGCAACCGGCCUGCCUUCAUGCCUUCCGAGGGCAGGAUGGUCUCGGAUAUCAACAACUGCUGGCAGCACCUGGAACAGGCCGAGAAGGGCUACGAAGAGUGGCUGCUGAAUGAGAUUCGCAGGCUGGAACGGCUUGACCAUCUCGCAGAGAAGUUCCGGCAGAAAGCCUCCAUCCACGAGGCCUGGACUGAUGGGAAGGAAGCCAUGCUGAAGCACCGGGACUACGAGACGGCCACCCUGUCAGACAUCAAAGCCCUCAUCCGCAAGCACGAGGCCUUCGAGAGCGACCUGGCUGCACAUCAGGACCGCGUGGAACAGAUUGCAGCUAUUGCCCAGGAGCUCAAUGAGCUGGAUUACUAUGACUCCCACAAUGUCAACACCCGGUGCCAGAAGAUCUGCGAUCAGUGGGACGCCCUUGGCUCUCUGACCCACAGUCGCAGGGAGGCCUUGGAGAAAACAGAAAAGCAGCUGGAGACCAUUGACCAGCUGCACCUGGAAUACGCCAAGAGGGCAGCCCCCUUCAACAACUGGAUGGAGAGUGCCAUGGAGGACCUCCAGGACAUGUUUAUCGUCCAUACCAUCGAGGAGAUUGAGGGUCUGAUCUCAGCCCAUGACCAGUUCAAGUCAACUCUGCCAGAUGCCGACAGGGAACGGGAGGCCAUCCUGGCCAUCCACAAAGAGGCCCAGAGGAUCGCCGAGAGCAACCAUAUCAAACUGUCAGGCAGCAACCCCUACACCACUGUCACCCCCCAGAUCAUCAACUCCAAAUGGGAGAAGGUGCAGCAGCUGGUGCCCAAACGGGACCAUGCCCUCCUGGAGGAGCAAAGCAAGCAGCAGUCCAAUGAGCACCUCCGCCGCCAGUUCGCCAGCCAAGCCAACAUCGUGGGGCCCUGGAUCCAGACUAAGAUGGAGGAAAUCGGACGCAUCUCCAUCGAGAUGAACGGGACCCUGGAGGACCAGCUGAGCCACCUGAAGCAGUACGAGCGCAGCAUUGUGGACUACAAGCCGAACCUGGACCUGCUCGAGCAGCAGCACCAGCUCAUCCAGGAGGCCCUCAUCUUCGACAACAAGCACACCAACUACACCAUGGAGCACAUCCGAGUGGGCUGGGAGCAGCUGCUCACCACCAUUGCCCGCACCAUCAACGAGAUUGAGAACCAAAUCCUCACCCGAGAUGCCAAGGGCAUCAGCCAGGAGCAGAUGCAGGAGUUCCGGGCAUCCUUCAACCACUUUGACAAGGACCACGGCGGGGCGCUAGGGCCAGAGGAAUUCAAGGCCUGCCUCAUCAGCCUGGGCUACGACGUGGAGAAUGACCGGCAGAAACAGACAGGCAGCAUGGACUCCGAUGACUUCAGGGCUCUGCUUAUCUCCACAGGAUACAGCCUGGGGGAUGCUGAGUUCAACCGCAUCAUGAGCGUCGUCGACCCCAACCACAGUGGCCUCGUGACAUUCCAAGCCUUCAUCGACUUCAUGUCUAGGGAAACUACCGACACAGACACAGCCGACCAGGUCAUUGCCUCCUUCAAAGUCCUGGCUGGGGACAAGAAUUUCAUCACAGCCGAGGAGCUUCGGAGAGAGCUGCCCCCCGACCAGGCCGAAUACUGCAUCGCCCGCAUGGCACCAUACCAGGGCCCUGAUGCGGUGCCUGGUGCCCUUGACUACAAGUCCUUCUCUACAGCCCUGUACGGCGAGAGUGACCUGUGAGCCCUGACCAAACGCCCCUCCUCACAGCCUCCAGGAGGGGCUGCGGGGCCUCCCUGGUCCUGUUCCUCUGACUCUGUAUCUAUGCAAAGCACUCUGUCAUCCUUUCUGGGGGUGGGGCGGGUGGGCAGGGAGGGGCUGGGGCAGGCUCUCUCCUCCCUCUUUGUCAGUUGGCCAGAAGGUUCUCUCUCGUUCCCCCUGGAUAGGGGUACGGGAGACUUUGGGGGUCAACACUUAUGGUCUGGUAAAUAUAUAUGAUGUGUUGGUUUGUUGUUGUUUUUAACUAUGUGGAGGGGACAGUGGAUCCCCACAGCAAACAGGUCCUCUCCCGGCCCAAGGAACGCCCACCCAGCCUGCCUCUUCCUCCUCCCGAGGUCCUGCGAGGCCUCCCACAUCUAGGCCAAAGCCCUAUGUGCCUUGUCCAGGAACUGCUCACACCUGUGAUGGGCCCAGCAGAGGGCACCACAGCUACCAAUAGGAGAGGACCCCACCCUGCUCCCUUCACCCCUCCCCUCCUUUGCGAUGGCCAGGAGGUGGGGGGUGCAGCUCAGUGUCCCCUUCCACAACAGAAGAGUGGAUUGGGCACCCAGCCUUCUACCCUGGCCCCAACCAGCUCCCACCUGGCUUUGUCUGGACCUGCGUCUCUCAGAUUUUCUAAGGACCAAAACCAAAAAAAAACAAAACAAAAAAACCCCACAAAAUCACAAAAAAAAAGCUAUAAAAAUUUUAAACCUUUCAGAGAAUUACUAUUUACUUUAUUAAGUUACGGAUUUAUUAUAUAAAUAUAUAUUCACCUAGCAACAUAUCUUUGCCGCCUCUUGCUCUCGUAAUGAAGACAUAGCUGAUUUGCUCCCCUCCCCCAGCCCCUUACUGAUUUUUCUUUUGUCUGCCAUCAGGCAUGGGUCUCUGGGGACCCUCCUGAGUGGGGGGUAGGCUGCUGGCCUGGCUGCCUGUUAGUUGAUGGUUUUGUUCCUUUCCCACUUCCCUUUUGUUUUAUUCGGAUUGAUUUUUUUUUUUCUUGGUUUCUGGAUAAACCACCCUUCUGGGGACAGGAUAAUAAAACAUGUAAUAUUUUUAA